Pomacea canaliculata is the source of this 4485-nucleotide messenger RNA. RefSeq names its product C2 calcium-dependent domain-containing protein 4C-like. NCBI's taxonomy places the organism in Eukaryota, Metazoa, Mollusca, Gastropoda, Architaenioglossa, Ampullariidae. The record is from RefSeq and is a predicted model, not a curated record. The transcript is spliced from 4 exons. Bases 2359 to 4128 code for a protein of 589 amino acids.
CUAAUGGUGACAGUGGACUCGCACUUAGUGCCGUAGUCGUCAGUCACUACGUGUGGGCACAUCGUCGUUGUAGUGGAGUGUGUGUCACGUGAUGGGAGUAUUAAUGCUGAAUUGAUGUAGUGUUGUGGUAGUGAUAGAUAUUGUUACAAUAUAGGGGGCAUGAUGGUGCUGGGUACACUGACAGUGACAGGGUGGCAUGAUGGUGCUGGGUACAGUGACAGGGGGCCAUGAUGUGCUGGGUACACUGACAGUGACAGGGUGCCAUGAUGUGCUGGGUACAGUGACAGGGGGCCAUGAUGGUGAUGAGCUGGGUACAGUGACAGGGGGCCAUGAUGUGCUGGGUACACUGACAGUGACAGGGUGCCAUUAUGGUGAUGAGCUGGGUUCAGUGACAGGAUGCCAUGAUGGUGCUAGGUAAAUCAAAAUAUCAAUCCAACCUCAACAUUCCUAUUUCACCAGCAGAGAGAAGAAUAGUCAUCAGGCCAGCAACAUCAGUAGUCUGGCAAGACAACUACACACACGAUGGUCAUUAACACUAUAUCAAGUAGGACAUCUAUAGAUGACAGCCUCGCAGUUAUCUGCUUGUGUACACAUGUCACAUCACUUCAGCAAGCGAGACUGAGACUGGAGGGAGACUGUCUUACUGUGUAACACCAGGCGGUGGUGACAGACAUAGUAAUCAUGUCAGACUUGUCACGUGUAACAGCAAGCAGUCCCGGCCCCUCCACACAGUGAGAAAUCGUCUGCCGGUGGAAGCACUCUUCCUUCCCAGACGGCAUCAGCCUCCCCCCUUGGGGAGGGUUGGUGGCCAUCUUGCGAAGACGGCGAGAUGCAAGAAGCCUGCAGACUGUGUAUCAGCCACCAACUGAAACUCUUGUCUCAUUCAUGGCAGCUGUCGGUCAUGGCAUAUUCCUCCAUUGAGGGAGGGACAAACACCGUUAGUGUCGUGAGGCAGUUGCAUUUUCAUUGAGGGAGGUGAUGAGAAAUGACUUGGUCCCCUCCCUCCACCAAGCCACAGCUUUGCAUAUUCCCGCCAUGCAUUGGUGUCGGUGAUUCUCUACAUUCUGGCUGCAAGCCAAGAUUAAUGUUUGUUCACUCAUUGGAACCGCUUGUUACUCUUGAUGGAUGAAUAGACUGUCACUCACUCACUCAUGUGAGUUCUUUUCCGGACUGACGACGAUAGAUGGUUGCAUUUAACGGGAACUGAAUGGAAAUCCUACACACAGUCAGUAAAUACUAAGUGUUUCCGAUGUUGUUCAGUGAAACUGUUUCCUGCAACACUUUAGAAUGUCUUCAAAAACGAAAGCCAACUCCUUGCCAGUCCUGCAGUGACGUCAGCCGCGAGAAUUCUCGACACUUGGUUGAUACACUGAGCCAGCAAGUCGCAAGGAGAUAUUGUCACUUUUCUGUUGACCAUGAAGGUUUCUUUGAUGUUAUAAUGAAGCUGAUAUCAGACUCGCUGCCUCCCCUUGUCACUAAUAGUGAGAGACGGGGAAGGCGAGAGAGAGGGAGGGAGGAAGGGACGGUCCCUGGAGGAGAGCCUCCCAAUGACGAGGGUAAAAUGGCUGACAGUGAGACUAAGCAAGUCAUUACUCUCGGCACUGAUGAGGGCUAAGUGACUAAAUAAAUGUCCUGACUACAGUCACACAGCGCCCUCAGCACUGACAAGAUUCAGGGGCACUGACAUCGGAAACAGUCACGUGAGCGCUCAGCCAGUGUCAUGGCUGCCUACAGCAGCUGACAGUCAAAGGCCGAGAAGCGUGAGGCGAUGAUAAGGCCUCGUGGACCUCCCCACCCGCCUGAUGCCCGUAGUCCACGGCUCGCCUCCCCGGGACCACACGUGGACAGGGAAGCGAUUCUGGCCACCCUACAGCUCGUAAAGACCACUCCUAAUGACGUAGCCCCUCCUCAACCCUCCUCCCCUACUCUACCAGCUUCCUGUCACGUGGCCUGUCUUGGAGGCAUCGCAGGCACUGAUGGCUCAGCGUCCUCGCCAGAGAGCGCUUCUCAGUGCUGCAAUCAUCAUGUUUACCAUCAUCACGUUGAGCCGACAGCAGAUGACGUCACUUCCGUGAUGACGUCACACAAAGGGAAAGCAGCUUCCUCUUAGCGAAAUAAGUGAUGGCUACUCAUCAUCCACAGCAGAUAUCAACAGACUAUGCCAGGGUGGACACUUCUCGGGUCUGUGAUUGCCACCCGUCACUCAGUGAGUGCAGGUAGUGUAUAGAUGUCAACAAGGACUAUUAGCUCGUCCUUCACACACAAUGAGCACAAAUAACUGUUGCUCUAGCAACGUGCGAGGCUUCACGGGUAGGUGAGUGUGAGGGUGGAGACGACUGGUGCAACAAGAAAGGCGACAUGGAUUCCAUGAAGGAGUUGAAGGACUGGCUGGUCACCAAGUGUCGUUUGCCGGGCUUCCAGCACCAGACGCUGAAGCCUCCAGAAAAGUCCGAGUCGAAGUUUGUGUCCAACCUCGUGACGCCUCAGACGAUCCCGGAGUUCGUCAUCCCCGGCUCCUCCGAGUCCUCGCGGAACCCCAGCAUCUGCUCCAGCGACGACCUGCGCAGUCACUCCAGCGGCAUGAGCGUGACCUGCUCCCCCAACACCAGCCCUGCGGUGUCUCCUCGCAACUCCUUCUCGGGGCUGGGUGUUCCAGACACCAAGUCACCUGUCAGGGUGCGGUCGGCGCCGGUGUCUCCUCGCCGAGAUUCUCAUGGAUUCUUGCGAGACUUCGGUGCGCGAUCGCUCUCCAAUCUGCCCUACCCCCGCGAGAACCCCGCAGACCCAGCCAACCCGGCCGCCGCGGAGCAUCCGCAUGUCAGGAGCAGGUCCAGCUGCGGCUUCUCCACGCUCAAAGACAAUCCGCACAUGCGCAGGAAGGAGUCGCUGCCGCCCGUUGGCCGGUCGGACGGUGAUCAGCGCCUGCGGGGGUUUGUUCGCCGCCCCUUCCGGUCGCACGAGUCGCUCUUCGCCACCAUGGAGGCUGCAGGGGCGGCAGGGGCCGUAACCGACCAUAGCACGCCCGGCCGCUGCUCUCCAGUCUUUGCCGACCAGAAUGAUUAUCUCCCCUUGAGGGAGUCCUUUCGCCGCUCGCAGCGCUACUAUCGCCGCCGGUCGUCGUUGGCGCAGGUGGAGAUGACGACGGCGCUGUGGCGACAGGCGCGAGACAACCACGACGUGCAGACCCGCCGCAUCGCCGUCGUCGACCUGAUGACAGUGCCAGCUGACCCCUGCAAGGUCAACAAGCGCCACUCCGCUCCCUCCUGCACCCCGGCCCCCAGCAGUCUGCUGAUGCACAAAGCCAGCGUGGAGGUCGGCAGCAGCGACAGCCACCAGCACGAGGCCUGCAGCAGCGGCGCCACCUGCCGGGAGAACUGCAGCGUCGACAGGUCGAGUGCCUGCCCAGGAGGGGGCGAUGGUGACGGCCACGACAAGACGUUGACGGAGCGGGGGGAGAUCAAGUUCUCCUUCCAGUACUUCCCCGCCACCCGCCGCCUCAAGCUGCUGCUCAUCCGGGGAGAGAAUCUGCGCUUCCCGGAGCGGCCCGACAUCGUCACCAACCCCUUCUUCAAGGUGUCCCUCAUGCCCGGCAAGGUGCAGAAGCAGGUGUCCGAGACGGUGAAGCACACCAGUAACCCUGUCUACAACCGCGAGUUCUUCUUCAACGACAUCAACAUGGACGAGUUGAGGAACCUCCGUCUGCGCAUCAAGGCCUUCCACAAGGGCCACAACCUCAAGAUGGCCGAGUACCUGGGCGAGGUCAACAUCCCGCUGGCCAACUACGACCUCCUCAUGGAAAACCGCAUGUGGACAGACCUCCACUUCAAACCCUACGAGCAGGAUCUGGGUCACCUGCAGGUGGAGCUGCUGCUGGAGCCGCGUGAGGAGCGACUGACGGUGGGGUUGUGCAGGCCAAGGGACUACCUGCUCACCACAUCACCGGCGCGCCAGGUAAGCACAGGUAGAGCUGACGUAGUAAGUCUCCCACAGGUGAGUCUGGCAGGUAAGUCAAGGUGCGCGUACAGGUGUGUAGUAGCUAGGCAACCAACAGAACUGUGGGAUACAUGUGUUACAGUAGGUCAGCAAACAGACCUCAGGACAGACAGGUCAGGUCGGCAUUUCCGGUAAAUUAGUUCAUCCAACGAGUUUUGUUAAUUUGAACAUGUUCUACUUUACAUUUCUUUGAAAACUGCUGCGUGAGCCAACAUGGCUACCAUUGAGGUGAAGGUCGAGGCCUGUGCAUGCGAGGUUAGAGUUGUUUGCUCCACCCAUUCUCCUAGUCCGGGUACCUUGUUUGUGGUCUUGUAAAUACUAGCAGCCGUUAUGAGAAAAGCACCUGGCGAGACUACACCAUUGUAUUCAACUUGUUCUUCACCGAUCAUCUGACAGGUGUGGGUGGGCUCCUUCCUUCCCUCCAUCACUCGUUCAGAAGGAACAAAGGGCUUGAACAUGAGUUUUAGUAGACAAACUACAGUCUUGGGUAGC